This is a messenger RNA of Carcharodon carcharias (great white shark), 1503 nucleotides long. RefSeq names its product solute carrier family 7 member 9 (gene slc7a9). Gene Ontology annotation, cellular component: membrane. NCBI's taxonomy places the organism in Eukaryota, Metazoa, Chordata, Chondrichthyes, Lamniformes, Lamnidae. The transcript has 12 exons. The record is from RefSeq and is a predicted model, not a curated record. Gene Ontology annotation, biological process: amino acid transmembrane transport. Bases 1 to 1503 code for a protein of 500 amino acids. Gene Ontology annotation, molecular function: L-amino acid transmembrane transporter activity.
AUGGACAAGGAGAAUCAGAGGAGGAGGAAAAUUGAUACAGAGGUGAACAAUGGGAUUCCACCACCUAUCAAAAUGGAGUCGGAGGGAACCAAGCACAACGAACCAGAACAGAUGGUUCUACGGAAACAGGUUGGCUUGUUCAGUGGUAUCAGUCUCAUUGUGGGGACAAUGAUUGGCUCUGGAAUCUUUAUCUCGCCUAAAGCUGUUUUGUCGAAUACUGGAGCAGUGGGACCUUCUUUGAUUGUCUGGACAGCUUGUGGAGUCCUAGCAACAUUAGGUGCACUUUGUUAUGCUGACUUGGGAACAAUGAUCACAAAAUCAGGAGGGGAAUAUUCAUAUCUCCUGGAAGCUUUUGGUCCAAUUCCUGCGUUCCUGUACUCGUGGAUGUGUAUAGCCGUUGUAAAACCUUCAUCAUUUGCUAUAAUCUGUCUGAGUUUUGCAGAAUAUGCAGCAAUUCCCUUCUAUCCUGGCUGUGUGCCUCCACAGAUAGUCACCAAAUGCCUUGCUGCAGUUGCUAUUAUUUUAAUCACAUUAUUGAACUCGAUCAGUGUCAAACUGGCUAGCCAUGUUCAGAAUUUUUUAACUGCUGCCAAACUGCUAAUUGUUGCUAUUAUCAUUGUGGCUGGAAUUGUUCUAAUUGCACAAGGAAAUACAAAGAAUUUUGAAAAUUCCUUUGAUGGAGCCCAAACCUCCUUUGGUUCUAUUAGUUUGGCAUUCUAUAAUGGCCUUUGGUCUUAUGAUGGAUGGAAUCAGCUCAACUUUAUCACAGAGGAACUGAGGAAUCCCUACAGAGAUUUACCACUAUCCAUCAUCAUUGGUAUCCCUUUAGUCACUGUAUGUUACAUCCUGGUUAAUAUUGCAUAUUUCACCACGAUGACUCCCACAGAACUUCUGCAGUCUUCUGCUGUUGCUGUGACUUUUGGUGAUCGGGUCCUCACACCGGCCUCUUGGCUAGUUCCACUCUUUGUUGUAUUUUCUACCUUUGGAGCUGCAAAUGGUUCCUGUUUCACAGCUGGCAGACUUACGUUUGUCACAGCCCGUGAGGGCCAUAUGGUUAAGAUUUUGUCAUACAUCAACAUCAGACGUUUAACACCUUCACCUGCUCUCAUAUUCAAUGGCAUUCUAGCUAUUAUCUAUAUAAUUCCAGCAGAUAUUGACACCCUUAUAAACUACUUCAGCUUUGCUUCCUGGAUCUUUUAUGGACUGACCACACUCUCUCUGAUUGUCAUGAGAUUUACAAGAAAAGAUCUGAAAAGACCAGUAAAGGUCCCCAUAGUUCUUCCGAUUGUGGUCACUAUCGUCUCUAUCUACUUGGUUAUUGCUCCAAUCGCUGGUGCUCCAGAUUGGGCAUACUUGUAUUGUUCACUAUUUAUUGUCGGAGGACUGAUAUUUUAUGUCCUGUUUGUUUACUAUCACUUUAGCUGGACUCGCAAAAUAAUGAGGCCCAUUACUAAACAUCUGCAGCUGUUGAUGGAAGUAGCACCAGCAGAGACUGGACAGUGA